AUGUCGUCCUUACUGUUGUUCCUCAUAAUAUGCUCAAUUACACCACAUAUAGAAGGAUGGGGCAGGGUUGGCCAUAGUCUAGUUGCUCAUCUUGCUGAAAGUCUACUGGACGAAAGAGCACUCAAGUGGGUAAAAACUCGUUUGACAAAUCAAAUGAGUGAAAUAGCCUUUUGGGCAGAUACUAUUCAUUUUGACACAGACAAUUUAUUUGGUUUCAACGCAUGGAGAUGGUCAAAACCGUUACAUUAUAUCAAUACACCACCGUGGGAUUGUAAUUAUAUAUACGAAAGAGAUUGCAUCAAUGAUAGAUGCAUUCAUGGUGCAUUGAAAAAUUAUUCUACACGACUAAAGACAUUUGACAAUAAUGUACAUCAUCAGCAAGAUUUUUUCUUUCUUGUUCAUUUUGUUGGCGAUAUUCAUCAACCGUUACAUGCAGGCUUUAAUAAUGAUGCAGGUGGAAAUGGUGUUUCAGUUCGCUUUAUGAAUUCCACAGCCACAACUAAUCUGCAUUCAUUAUGGGAUACCGGUAUGUUGACGCAUCGUAUGCGUACUGAAUUUGCAGGGAAUAUUAAUACGUAUUAUGCAUACUUGCAUUCGAAAAUGUUAAAUGAAGCUUCAAAAAUCAAUGAUGAUAAUUUUACACAGUGGGCUAGUGAAAGUUUAGAUAUUGUUUGUAAACAAAUCUAUUUCAAUGAAAUGAACGUGACGAUGAAUUCAUCAAUUAGGUAUAAUUUGGGCGAAUGGUACUAUCAACGAAGUUGGCCUGUUGUCGAAAAGCGUCUUAUUCAAGCUGGUGCUCGUCUGGGUGCUUUACUUAAUAGAAUCUUAAUAAAGCAUACAGAGUCCACAAAGCCACCAGCUACAACAUCACAACGUGGUUGUUACAAUGCCGCGUUCUCAAUAAAAUUUUCUAUGUCGAAUUUUCUAUUCAUUUUUUUGGCGCUUUCUUAUUCACUUGAUACCAAAACUGUGGUAUGA
Molecule: messenger RNA, 978 nt
Organism: Rotaria socialis
Lineage: Eukaryota; Metazoa; Rotifera; Eurotatoria; Philodinida; Philodinidae
Source: the annotation of a GenBank genome assembly